Molecule: messenger RNA, 2681 nt
Organism: Hyposmocoma kahamanoa
Lineage: Eukaryota; Metazoa; Arthropoda; Insecta; Lepidoptera; Cosmopterigidae
Product: transmembrane and ubiquitin-like domain-containing protein 1
Exons: 9
Coding region: 126-1367 (413 amino acids)
Molecular function (GO): protein binding
Source: RefSeq, a predicted model, not a curated record
GUGUUGAGACGAGUUUGAGAAGGAUAGGUUUAACUGAAAUUGCGCGAUGUCGGUUCAUUUUGUGGAUAAAAUAUCGAGUUUUUUGUAAACAUCUGCUGAGCUUCUCAUAGGAUUGCUAUAACAAAAUGACAUUAAUAGAAGGUGUGGGUGAUGAAGUAGUGCAAUUUGUAGCUGUGGUAUUGAUCAUUCUGGUAGCAGCCUUAGCUUGGUGGUCCACUAAUGCCAACCCAGAUCGCUACAGGACUGUUCUUGUUAUGAGAUCCCGUGCUCAUCAUCCUGUCACUGUCAGCAUUAGAACUAGGUCCAAUUUGAUGAUAACAAGUACACAAAACAUACAAGCUUCUCCAUCAGGUAUCAUAGGUGGCAACGCAAGUGAGUCGACAGACGAGGCUCAUAGAGAGCACGCGCGCGUGAUACCGCUCCAAGAGAUGGACAGCAUCGUGGACGCUGAUAUGGCAAUGUUAGAUAACAACCGUCUGCAUUUCUAUAGGAGGAUUGAUUCCCCAAACACCAUCCAGACGGUGUUAGAAUCACCAAACGAGGAGAACGAAAAUCAAGAAGAGACCGAACCGGCCAGUAACGAUCAGAUUCGUGAAAUGGACAGCAUUGUUAGCGCCAUGGAGGCUGAUGUACCCACUACCUGUGACUUGUUCUCACGACCUAGUAUUGAAGCCAAUACAUCAUCAUCAGCAGAAAAAGAUAAAACUGAAAGUAAAAAUUCAUCCACUUCGCCGGAUAAGGAGGAAAAUGAUGUUGUGACGUCAGACGCGGGGCAGGGUACCAGCGCCGACGCAGAGGGAGACGGGGACCGAAGGAAGAUUCUAAUCAAGCUCAAGUACUUGAACGAUACGUUGAAGGAGGUCGAGGGGAGCCUAGACGAGAUGUUAAAGGAUUUUAAAUGGCGGCAUUUUUCCACGGAACUGUCAGCGGAAUGCCGCGUGAGGCUGAUCUUCAACGGGCGCCCUCUGGCGGACGACUCAGCCACUUUACGCGCCUGCGGUCUGCACCACCGCGCCGUCGUACAUUGCCUUGUGCACCCCAAAUCUAAUCAGAACAAUCAGCCGCAGAACGGACCGGAGGAGGGCAUGGGAGUGACUCACGAGCUGAUCACGGAGGGCGCCCCUCCCGAGCGCGCCUGGGACCUCGAGAAUAUUCUCAUGACUUUGGUCUCCGUCGCCCUUACCGUCGUCUGGUUCUUCAGAUGCGAAUACUCGAACAUGUUCACGGCGAGCGCCAGCGUGGCCCUGUUCGGCCUGACGGUAUUCUACAGCGUGGCGAUCUUCGGCCUCUACCUGUCGGACACAUUCCACUUCGAGCGCCGUGCCGCCCCUGUGCCUGCGCAGGACCCGCCCGUGCCUAACAACUAAACUCGCUAUGGCUGACAACAGGUUUACUACAAUGCCAUUUGCAGUCGGUUACUUACGAAUUAUACCUGAAAAAUCCCGACUAGAAAUAUAAAACCGCUCGUGAAUUGACAUCUUCAACACGAAUUAUCGUGUUGAAAUGUCAAGUUUGACGAAAUUUUCUUCACAUAGUUCGACUGAUUCGUAAUGUAAUGUUGUGAUGUAAUAAAUGCAUUGCACGACACAUUUUCGGCAAAAUUAUUGCUAGUUACUUUCAUUCGUGUCGUUAUUUACAGGAUGGUUUGGGACGGGUCAACACGUCAAUACCUUGAUCGUCAGGAAAAUGGUCCUAGAAAACUGUCCAUGAAGUUGGAAAAUAUUUCAGUUAGCUUUAACAGAUUUUGAAAUGAUACCAGUCAGCAAAAAUAAUAUGUUAGUUUUUUGCAGUUGUUGACAUUUCAUACCUAGACUUUUGAUCCUUACCAGAAACAGGAUCUAAUGGCAUUACAAAAAAUUCGUAAAAAUUGUCUUUGAUUUGCUGAUUAUACCAUUUUUUUUUCAUAAUCCGAUAAAACCAAAUGAAGAAAAUUCAUAGACAGUCUUCUAGAUCCGUUUUCUCUACUUAAAUAAAUAAUAGUAAAGGUUAAGGCUUAUUGAAGCUGCCCUUGCUGACUUGUCUUAAAUUUCCACCCAGUAUAACUGGUGAGAUUUUUUCAGUGUAAGCCAUUCACAUCAAGUGGAGAUCUACUGUUUUUUGCCUUCGAGUUUUUCUUUUUCGCUUUGAUGGCUAAAGGGCGAUUAGUUGUAUAUUCAUACAUGCGGUAUUAUCAGUGACCACUUACUGCUGACCUUGUCGUUCUAUUGCUGCCCGUGAACUCCUGUAUCUCCCCAAGGGGAGCGGGGAAGUACUGUAUUUAAACAUAUAAUUUCCCAACGUGAUGUUACGUUAUACUAUUUGUUGAUAAACACAGCAUUUUACAGUUCAACUUUGGUAGAUUAUGGUUUAACUUUUCUUUCGAACACUACGUCGUCAGUGAUAGAUUGACAGGUUAAGUAACCGACUCUAUAUUGAAACAGCUAAGGGAUUUGUUAGUAUAAUCAGUUAAAAUGUAAUCAAUGCCAAAGUCAUGUUUGAUAUGUCGAGGCAAAAUUACAAACCCCUUCAUUCGAUAUGUAUAAUGAUAAGCUGAGCCAACGUGGGUGCUAACAUAAUCUAAAGUGUUUAAAUGUAGCAGUAGAGCUCCUUGUGAAAGAGUUCAUCCAGGAUGGUACUGUCACCUUACCUAUUUCUGCCACCAAGCAGUAAUGUCAGUAUUACUGUGUUCCAGUUUUGAAGGG